This is a messenger RNA of Rangifer tarandus platyrhynchus (Svalbard reindeer), 684 nucleotides long. The record is from the annotation of a GenBank genome assembly. NCBI's taxonomy places the organism in Eukaryota, Metazoa, Chordata, Mammalia, Artiodactyla, Cervidae.
AUGCUGUGUAACCAGGAAGCCUCAGGGCCGGGCCGAAGGUGGCGCGGGGCAGUCCGGGGCCUCCCGGCGCGGGCCACGGCGCCCUGCCUCCACCCCGUCCCGUGCCCCCUCAAGCCGGAGAACCCUCACUCACCUGGCCAAGGGGCAGUGGGGAGCCGCGAGGGGAGAAGUGGGACGCGGGCGGGCAGCAGCAGCGCUCUCUCCGGGCGUCCCAGGCGCGGCACCUCCCACCGGACUCGAGUUUUGUCCCACUCCCACACUCGGAGCACUCGGGGAACUGGCGACCCGCAGGCUCCUCAGCCGUCAGGGAGGAGCCGGAGGCGGAGCCCACGAGGCGGAAAACCCCGGGCCCCGAGGCCCAACGUGCCCCGGGGCGGGGCCGCGUGCGCCAAGGAGGGGCGGGGGCCGGGGUGGGCGGGGCCUGGGCGUGGUGAGCACGCGGUCCCGCCCCCAGGUGAGAGUCGUUCUGGACCAGCACACUACGGAAUGCCUCUACCAGUCUGGGAAGGAAGCCACAGGCCUUCCGCCACGAGAGGUUACGGCAGGCUCCCGGAGGUCGGCGAAGAACCGGUUCACUGCACCGCCUUCCUGGACCUGUCCUGGCCGGCGCCGCACUCCGGGGGAGGGGAUUUCCCCAAGCCCCCGCCAGCUCAGUGUCCCUUCUUUAUUGACUCUGUACAUUAA